Dothidotthia symphoricarpi CBS 119687 is the source of this 1308-nucleotide messenger RNA. RefSeq lists its product as uncharacterized. Gene Ontology annotation, molecular function: G protein-coupled receptor activity. The coding region runs from base 1 to 1308 and encodes 435 amino acids. The record is from RefSeq and is a predicted model, not a curated record. Lineage: Eukaryota; Fungi; Ascomycota; Dothideomycetes; Pleosporales; Dothidotthiaceae. Gene Ontology annotation, cellular component: plasma membrane. The transcript has 2 exons. Gene Ontology annotation, biological process: adenylate cyclase-activating G protein-coupled receptor signaling pathway.
AUGGCUCCACACGAGUUGAUCCCCGUCAACCCCGACACGAUCGUCGAGUCGCAAUACUUUCCUUAUCCCCACAGCGUGAACACGCUCCCGCAGGUCUACCGAAUAGGUCUUGUGCCUAUCGUUGUCUUCUCCUUGAUGAGCCUGGUGUCAGUAACGAUAAUGCUUGGUUGCAUUACCCGCCGCUUAAUAUCCUGGCGAACACAUCACCGAGAAUUUGUCGGCUAUAACCAGUUCGUCAUUCUCAUCUACCAAUUGCUUCUCGCGGAUCUUCAGCAGUCGAUUGCGUUUGCCAUUUCUAUCCAUUGGCUGUCCAUCGAUAAGAUCCUAGCUCCAACGGCGCCGUGUUUUAUACAAGCUUGGUUCUUGCACAUUGGGGAUGUUGCGAGCGGAUUCUUCGUCUUGGCUAUUGCCAUCCACACCUGGCUGGGAGUGGUGAAGCAGUACAAGAUGCCGUACAGCUGGUUUGUUGCAAACAUUGUGAUGAUCUGGAUUGCUGCCUUGAUAUUGACCAUUGCGGGUCCGAUCAUGCAUGGAGAUCAUUUCUUCUCACUUGCUGGAGGCUGGUGCUGGGUAUCAUCCGACUACCAAAAAGACCGUCUAUAUCUCCACUACCUGUGGAUCUUCAUUGUCGAAUUCGGCACUGUAGCCAUCUACGGCCACGUCUUCAUCCACUUGCGCGGUCGCAUAAGCUUCAUCACCAAUAAUGACACCACGAAGCUCACCCGAGCGACAAAAUUCAUGGUCCUGUAUCCCGCCGUAUACGUCAUUCUCACGGCCCCCCUCGCAAUUGCGCGCAUGCUCGCCAUGGGUGGAGUAGAAUCGCCCGACGUCUUCUUCUGCGUGGCAGGCUCUCUCCUCACAUCCUGCGGUUGGAUGGACGCCCUACUCUACACUCUCACGCGCCGGAUUCUAAACGACGACACGGCGAGCGCCCAGUACGCCCACACCCUCAGCGCCGUAGGCACCAAUGUUGCACAUUCACGCGACACGCAUGACUUCGGCCUCCAAAGCACAAACAGCAAAGAGCCCGUGACCGCCAUUGCGCGCACAGUCACCAUUGUCGGUGGCAGUAGCAGCAGGCUCUCACGCAUAGUGGACCACCGUCGCGGCCGCCCUUCCACCCACUCGGCCUAUCUAGAAAAAGACCUUUCCCGCGAACCCAGCCCCACGGGCUCACAGGACAUCUUGACCAAGUCCAUGACCAUGGAUGGUGCUACUAUCGUCGCCGAGACAAACAUCCACGUUGAGACGGAGAGCAUUGAUGGAGUAACUCUGCGCUCGAGAGAUCGGAGUGGAUCCUCCGUAUAG